GACCAAGCAGAGACCAGAGUCUCCUGAUCCAGAUCCAGAUCCUGAUCCUGAUCCAGAUCCUGAUCCUGAUCCUGAUCCUGAUCCUGAACCCAGCUGUGUGUCCUUUAAGAGCGACCGGUCAUUUGAUGGUCGUUAUAUUGACUUUAAAGGAGAUCAACCCUCUGCUGGAGAGAGGAUCCAUCAGAGACCCGACUCUGCUAGACCUGAUCCCAGCUGUGUGUCCUUCAAGAGCGACUGGUCAAAUGAACGCCUCAUUGACUUUAAAGGAGAUCAACCCUCUGCUGGAGAGAGAGUGGACCAGGAGAGCUCAGAGGGUCCCAGUGGGUCCCAGUCCUCCCAGCAGCAUCAAACCCACCUGGACUCCAUCUUUAUGCUGCUGGAGGACAACAUCGUCACUUUUGUGAAGAACGAGCUGAAGAAGAUCCAGAAGCUUCUGAGACCAGAUUACCCAGAAUGCCCAGAGAGUCAGAGGGAGGGUGAGGAUGAAGAGCAGAGGAGGAGCAGAGAGGCGUUUCUGAAGAUCACACUGCACUUCCUGAGGAGAAUGAAGCAGGACGAGCUGGCUGACCGUCUGCAGAGCAGAAGUCCAGCAGGAGUUUGUAAGCGUAAACUCAAAUCUAAGCUAGACAGGAAGUUCCAGCGUGUGUUUGAGGGGAUUGCUAAAGCAGGAAACCACACCGUUCUGCAUCAGAUGUUCACAGAGAUCUACCUCAUGAAGGGAGGGGCUGCAGGGGUCAAUGAAGAACAUGAGGUCAGACAGAUUGAAACAGCAUCCUGGAAACCAGACAUACCAGAACCAACAAUCAGACAAGAAGACAUCUUUAAAACCCCACCUGGAAGAGAUAAACCAAUCAGAGCAGUGAUGACAACGGGAGUGGCUGGCAUUGGGAAAACAGUCUUAACACAGAAGUUCACUCUGGACUGGGCUGAAGGCAAAGCCAACCAGGACAUCCAGUUCACAUUCCCCUUCACCUUCAGAGAGCUGAAUGUGCUGAAAGAGAGAAAGUUCAGCUUGGUGGAACUUGUUGAUUACUUCUUUAGUGAAACCAAAGAAGCAGGAAUCUGCAAGUUUGAAGAGUUCCCGGUGGUCUUCAUCUUUGACGGUCUGGAUGAGUGUCGACUUCCUCUGGACUUCCUCAACACUGAGAUCCUGACUGAUGUUACAGAGUCCACCUCAGUGGGUGUGCUGCUGACAAACCUCAUCAGGGGGAAUCUGGUUCCCUCUGCUCGCCUCUGGAUAACCACACGACCUGCAGCAGCCAAUCAGAUCCCUCCUGGGUGUGUUGACAUGGUGACAGAGGUCAGAGGGUUCACUGACGCCCAGAAGGAGGAGUACUUCAGGAAGAGAUUCAGAGAUGAGGAGCAGGCCAGCAGAAUCAUCUCCCACAUCAAGAGAUCUCGAAGCCUCCACAUCAUGUGCCACAUCCCAGUCUUCUGCUGGAUCACUGCUACAGUUCUGGAGGACGUGUUGAAGACCAGAGAGGGAGGAGAGCUGCCCAAGACCCUGACUGAGAUGUACAUCCACUUCCUGGUGGUUCAGUCCAAAGUGAAGAACAUCAAGUAUGAUGGAGGAGCUGAGACAGAUCCACACUGGAGUCCAGAGACCAGAAAGAUGAUGGAGUCUCUGGGAAAACUGGCUUUUGAGCAGCUGCAGAAAGGCAACCUGAUCUUCUACGAAUCAGACCUGACAGAGUGUGGCAUCGAUAUCAGAGCAGCCUCAGUGGUCUCAGGAGUGUUCACACAGAUCUUUAAAGAGGAGAGAGGACUGUACCAGGACAAGGUGUUCAGCUUCAUCCAUCUGAGUGUUCAGGAGUUCCUGGCUGCUCUUCAUGUCCAUCUGACCUUCACCAACUCUGGAGUCAACCUGCUGGCAGAAGAACAGACAUCAUCAACACAGUUCUACCAGAGUGCUGUGGACAAGGCCUUACAGAGUCCUAACGGACACCUGGACUUGUUCCUCCGCUUCCUCCUGGGUCUUUCUUUGCAGACCAAUCAGAAACUCCUACAAGGUCUGCUGACACAGACAGGAAGUAGCUCAAAGACCAAUCAGGAAACAGUGGAGUACAUCAAGGAGAAGAUGGAUGAGGGUCUGUCUGCAGAGAGAAGCAUCAACCUGUUCCACUGUCUGAAUGAACUGAAUGAUAGUUCUCUAGUGGAGCAGAUCCAACGGUACCUGAGUUCAGGACGUCUGUCCAGAUAUAAACUGUCUCCUGCUCAGUGGUCAGCUCUGGUCUUCAUCUUACUGUCAUCAGAAGAAGAUCUGGACGUGUUUGACCUGAAGAAAUACUCUGCUUCAGAGGAGGCUCUUCUGAGGCUGCUGCCAGUGGUCAAAGCCUCCAACAAAGCUCUGCUGAGUGGCUGUAACCUGUCAGAGAGAAGCUGUGAAGCUCUGUCCUCAGUUCUCAGCUCCCAGUCCUCUAGUCUGAGAGAGCUGGACCUGAGUAACAACAACCUGCAGGAUUCAGGAGGGAAGCUGGUCUCUGAGGGACUGAAGAGUCCACACUGCACUCUGGAGACUCUCAGGUCAGGAUUCAUUAACCCGUUCAACUGAUGACCAUUUAAACUCUGACUAACUUUAGCUGAUAAACAGCUGACGUGUAGCUUUGUGUCUGUUGAUAUGAUAAACUUUAGCAGUAGUUUUGAGACUCAAUAAUUAAAUACAGCAGAUACU
Molecule: messenger RNA, 2671 nt
Organism: Etheostoma spectabile (orangethroat darter)
Lineage: Eukaryota; Metazoa; Chordata; Actinopteri; Perciformes; Percidae
Product: NLR family CARD domain-containing protein 3-like
Exons: 6
Source: RefSeq, a predicted model, not a curated record